GACACCGGGGUGGUGGGUUGGGGUGUGUGAGUGUGUGUGUGUCCAGGGCUCGUGUUUGCGGGGUGUCUGUGGAGUUGGGACGCAAAGUCGCCACGGAGGUGGGCACUUAGGGACCCUUCUUCGGGACCUCCUAGCCCUGUUUCCUGACACCUCUGAUCUGGUUGUCAGCAGCCCCAGCUGGAGAACCCCCGACCAGAAGUUUGCAGCUGUUCAACAUCUGGACAAGAGUUCUCCAGUCCCUCUCUCCAAUGUCAGGCUGAACUGGGCUGGAAAUGGGGGUCUAAGGAAAGUUGGGGGGCUUUUGGAAGGGAGGGCCGAGGAGACUAAAGUUCAUUUAGUCUCACAACAUAGUGUCGGCUUCCUUCUUAUCAUAUUUGGGUCUCAUGGAGUUGAGGGAAAGGGACUGCCUCCCCCAGUGAUUCAGGCUGACCUCUUGAGGUCUCUCCCCAUGAAAUAGGGGCCCCUGGGUGUGGACACACCUGCAGCCAAUGACUGGGUUAUCACAGGUUUGUCCUUCUGAGUGGGGGGCUCUCUCUGCCUCCUCUCACGCUGCAUUGUUGACGGACUGGGGGAGGGUACAAUGGAUAGAUCCUGUGUUCCCCCUUUCCUGAACCUCCCUCUCACUUGAGGUCUUUUGGGAGGUGACACUAACCCACUCCUUCCUCCUACCCCUUCAAUGGGUCUCAGAAAUUUAGGGCCCAGCAAUUCAGGGGCCAGCCAGUACCAUGGGAAGUUUGCCAUCUGGGGUGGUGACCUUGGGCUGCUCUGGCCUCUAGAUAGGAGGGGAGCCUGGGCCAGCACGAGAUUGGGUGUUUUGUGGUUAGGGAGCUGUCCACUUCUCGCUAUCCUCCAAACUCCCAGUAGAGAGGUCUCAGUAGGCAAGGAGAGCAUUGAAAAGGCCCAUGUCAGUGUUCACAGAUGUCCAUCCCCCUGCGGCCUCUGGGUCACAAACGCCCCAGGACUUAUAGCCUGGCUCUCCCAGCUCCCACGGCCUGCCUGGGAAUGAAUUUCCUUCCUGUGGUUUCUCAGUGUGUUGGGCAGAAGAUGGGGGGUGGGGUGGGAUUAGCAUGGAGGUGCCUGAGGACCUGCUUAUGCGGGGUAAUUGGGGAACGCUGGAUGGGUUUGGGAACAUAUGCGUCGCUCUUCUUCCUUGCCUCAGCACAGGCACUUGGGCUCUCAGGGACUCAGUGGUCGUAUUCUCUUUGUUGUAAUCCCUCUGCCCUCCAACACAUGGGUGUGUGUGUGUGUGUGUGUGUGUGUGUGCGUGUGCGUGUGCAUUUAUAAGGGGAGCGGUCUCUGGUUACUCUGAGGAAGGGAGGAGUUGUCACUCAAAUUCCUUUAGAGACCCAGAGAUGAUGAACUUUUUACCUGACAUCACACAGCAAAUCUGUGUCAGCGCAUUAGUUUAUCUGCUCUUUCAGGCACAGCUUCAUAUGGGACAGACACCAGGGAGGAAGACAUGCAAUCUGUGCUCUUGGAGGGCCUAGUCUGAGGGGAGAAGAAGGACCCAGUCAGAGAGUGUCAUAAUCCUUACGGUGGAGGAUUGGUGUGGGAGUUGGGCUAGAGCUUCUGUCUCCUGUACCGUCUGCCUGGAACAGAGUCGUGGAGGACUUGGAAGGGGUGGCAGGUGCUGGCCAUUGGCCACCCUACUGUGCGCCUGGCGCCCCUGGGCUGAAGGGGCUCGGGCUUCCCGGCUUUGUCUCUCUUGGCUCCUGGCUCUUCUCAUAGGCCAGGAGAUAUGAUAGUCUUCCUGGCUGCUGUUAUAUAAUCUCUCUCCAGCAGGGUUUUUUUUUGUUUUGUUUUGUUAAAUCUUCUUUGGGUCUUUCCUGGGAGGUGUGAAGGGAGGAGAAGGUGGAAGGGAGACUCUCCAGGUUAGGGGCAGGAAGAAUAGCAGCAAGGAGGCUGGGGGAGGCCUCCUGGUCCUGAGGGAAUAAGAGGAGAAGGCCUUGGGGUUAGACCCUCAUUGAUUUUGGUGCAGCCCCUCUCACCCUCCUCCUCUGACUCUCCCCUGGAAAGGUCCCUUAGUGGUGUGGUAGGAGGGGAACCCUGGCCCUAGUACCCAGAGAGGCCUGGUCCUCUGUGCAUCCUAUCACCUCUCUCCUGCUGGUUAACUUGGCCUCCUGUCCUUCCUCAUUGGUAUGGUACUGGGUCUAGAAUCUCAGUGGUUACUCUGGCCUGCUGCAGGCCCUGUAGUAGGUGUUUUGUUACUCACCUCUCUACCUCCAUGGGGGUAAGGGGAAUCCAGGGACAAAUAAGUGGGUUCAACAUUUUCCUGGUUGUAUUUGGAGCCAGGACCCUGCUUCUUUGAACUUCCAGUUCAGGGGCGUUGUGGCCUUACUAGAGAAGAGGAGGUAGGGAGGGAGGAACCUUUAGAAAAGUGGGUGGGCAAUAUAGGCCUAGACCUCAUGGACACAAAUCAUACAUAGUUGGUGUCCACCUGAGAUCUGAGUAGGUAGGAUCAGGCGUGGGCCCAGAACCAGCCAUCGAGGAUAAGAUUCUGGGUCUGGCCUUGGCCUGUCAUCUUGGGCACCAUGGUGGUGGAUUCUCCCCACCCCCUUGGACCAUGGCUGGGACUCUCCAGGCUCUCUUAGGCCAACUGGUUUGAUGCAAUUAUCUUCCUUUUACAAGGGAAGGAGGGGACGUUGGUGGGGCCAGCACAGCCUCGGCAUCACUGUAAUCGCCGGUGGCUUUUAUGAGCCAGUCCUGUGGCCGGAGUCUGGUCAACUGUCUGUCCAUCUGUCCCAGGUUGGUGACUUACUCAUGUGGGGAGGGGGAGGUAUUAGGUGCUAGGAGCUAUGUUCUGGAGGCUGGAUGCCUGUUAGUAUUGUGAUUGAUGUCAUUCUGUCUAUCCACGAUUGCAGCAGAUAGGAUGGAGCUUACACUAGAGGAAGAACUUCCCAGUGGGGCUAGGUGGGGGAAAGAGAGAUGAUUCUAACUUGGUUUGGGCACAGAGGGGAUCUCAGAGCCCUUUCUUCUCCAGUGGCUCUUGGUAGCUCUGCUGAAAGACCUUGACCUUUGGUCUAGUGGGAAUGGUGCUCUUCGGCUCCUGGAAUAUUUAUAUUCUCUUCUGUCCCCUUGCCUGCAGCUGAAAGUAUUGUGAGGAGAGUUUCUCCAGGAGUUGUCGUCGGGUGAGCCUUUGGGCCCCUUUUCCCCCAGCAGGGGCCUUGUGCAGACUGACAUGCCCAGAUGCGCCUGGCAGGUCUGCAGCAUUUAGUGGCACACAUGCAUGAAGGUGUGCAAUGCAUACACUCGGGUGUGUAGACACCCACGGAGCAGCUGCCGCCCUGUGGGGGCGGGGGUAGCAAAUGGCAAAGAUGAUUAAAGGAUUGGAGUGGGGAUGGGGUGGGGGACUGGAGGCAAGAAGGCGAAGGGCAUGGCAAGAACUCUGAAGAGAGAAGGGUUGAUUGCAGCAGGAGGGGUUGAGGUUAGACCACAGAUGGACAGAUGGAGCCCUGUCUGUGAGGUAAAGAACAUGGCUUGUGAGUCAGGAGCCCUAGUUGACUUCCAUCCCUGCCCUUUGUGCCCCUCCUCCUCCAUCUAUCCCUCGCUGUGGCUUGGCCCAGCCUGGCUGUGUCCCUCACACUGACAGUUGUGUCCUUGCAUAAGUCGCUGCUCGUGGGACCUCAGCUUUCCAGGUGUACAGGAGUUCACCCAGUCUCUCAGUGAGCCAAACGUCUGGGUGUUUCGGUGGUUUGUGGCUGGUCUCUGUUGUCUUCCCCACUCAUCCUGAUGAGCACAGCCACUCAGGUAUCAAGGCUGCAUCUGAGCCCUCAGGCAUUUUGGGGCCUGCCCUAGAUGACCCUCAAGGCCCUGCAUCUGAGUUUUUGCCUUUUCCUGAGGCCUAGGCCACAACUUCCCCUUCCUGGGAGUCAAGCUGUGCUUCUGGCCAGUGUGAGUAUUGGGGGAUACAUUCAGUGACUCUUCACAGGACCCUGGUAGCCUGGAUGAGGGGGUAAAGGGUGGGUACCUGCUGUCUCGUCUCUCUCCUAUCUCCUGUAAGGUGAGAGUGGAGCCUCUUAGAGGGGAGAGGAGGGAUUUGUCCCAGGCUCUGGUCUGUUGCAGACCACACCCAGGCGGGACCAUAUUUACUCAUUUAAACUCACCCUCCCAGGAGGCUCUGGGCUCUGGGCCUGGCCACUGACCUUGGCAUAGUGCCCCUGGCUGGGUGCUUUGGCCACUCCCCUAGGAGCUGGGCCGACCAGGAAAGCAUAUAGAGAAGGAGCUUUUUUUGCUCCCUGGUGAAGGGAGCUUUACCCUCAGGCACUAUCCUCCCCUCCCCACCCCCUACCUCACCACACAAAUAUUUUUUCAGUAUAUUUUAGAAAACAAAACUUAAAACUUUUUGAGAUCCUGGGGUAGGGGGUGGUUUAGAGCGGGUAGGGGUGUGGUGGUAUGUCUCAAAAAACUUCUAUUUAUUGUUUCCCUGUGUGCCAAGCUCUGUGCUGGGCAUGGUAACAUAUGAAGACCCAGUUAUUUCUCUCCACAACUGUGUUUUAUAGUUGGGGAAACAGAGUCUCAGAGAUUUACGUGACUUGCCCAAGCUUUCCCAGCUCGGAGGUGUUUUUGUCUGAGGUUAAGGAAGAGAUUAGAAGUCAGGCCCAGGGAAACCUGAGAGAAAGAUGACAUGUUGAAGCACUAACCAAGUGGGAUUCCCUAGCAGAAGGGUAGAGGAUUAAGGUUUGAUGGCAAGUUGAGGGGAGAUGUUGCUGUGAUUCCCUGAGAAGAUAAUGUCUUCGGCCGUGGGAGAAAGCUCACAAGGCAAGGGCAUGAGGUCAGGAACAAAAGACCCGCAGAGACCCCUCCUGAGUAAAAAAGUACCCACCAAUAAUCGCUUGAGCUGCCCUGUGGGAUGGAUGAGGAGAGAGGCUAGAUGGAGCAGGAAGGCCUGAGCCACGAGAGGCCUGGACUUGUCUGAAGGCAGAGGCAUGGCCGACUGGAGUCUUCCAGGCCCGGAAGUUGGGGACUCUGCCCUGGAAGGAAUGCGCUAUAACUCACAGGCAGAGGGAGGUUGUUCAAGGAAGCGCUUAGCUCAGCAACCAGCCCACCUCUGCCACUUAUUGCUGGCGACCUUGGGCAAGUCCCUGCCCAUCUCUGAAUUGGUUUCCAUAUCUUGAAAGGGAGAUGUUGCCACCUGCCUCACAUGGGAAUGGAAAGGAGUUCAGUGGGAAAAUGUGUGGUGCCCCACACAGAGUGGAUGCUCAGAAAGUCAUUUUGUCCUUCCUUUCAGACCCGUGGCCCCAGCCUGGCCCAGGGAACUGGUGUCCAGGAUAGGGAUCUUGGGAGGAAGGAGGGACUGAGGAAGCGCUGUGGGGCCCUCCAUCCAGACUUAGGGCUCAGUCUGAGCCUGGGAUGAGCUCGGGAAGUUGAGCCCAGCCCUGCCCUCCCUGACCAGCUGUCUUCUUGUCUCAGAACCUGCCCCCUCCACACUUCGCCCCACAAGUCUUACCAAAUCCCUCUGGCUGCAGCGCUUACUUAUGCAUCAUGAUUUCCCCUCCCCCACCCACCAGCAAAUACCUGGGCUUGAGAGUUGGAAGAGCCUCUUCUCCAUCACUUCUGUGGACUAAGACGUAAGAGAGAGCCCAUCCCCAAACCUCAAGGGAAACAGCACCAGGGAAGAGAGGGAAGGAGGAGUGAGUCUCUUCUUUUAGCGGGGUCUUCCCACCCUGGCUGGAUCAAGUAACGUGGAGGCAAGAGGGUGGCACAGAUGACUUCGAUAUUUUUUGCCUUCAGAGCAUGGCAAGUGUUGUGUGUUCCGUGAGUGGUGAUGGUUGGAGAUGUACCGUGAUGAAGGGCUAAUCUGGAAGGGGCUGCUGCGGGCCUUCCCAGGCACCUCUCUGCCUGCCCUCUGCGCCUCUUUCCUCCAGCCCCCACAGCUGCCUGCCUCUAUGCUGACUUCCCCCAUGCCCCUGGCAGGCCUGUGGGGCCCAGGCUGGCUGGGUGGGGACAGGUGUCCUGGCCCAGCUGCUUUCUCUUGUCUCCCCCACCUGUCAGCCCAGGGGGUAGGGAACGGAGAGGGAGGGGAGAGGGAGGAACCCCUCAGCCCUGUCACCUGCUCCUGGGAAUGGGGCCCUGGUUUUAAAGUGUCACAGAGGGAUUAAGAGUAGACAGCAGGCAGGACUUCCAACUCAGAGGAAGGAUAGCCCCGAUCAUGGGAAUGGCAAGGAAAGCUUGGUAGGCAGGGGUCCUAGCUGGCAGGAAUCAGAGGGGCCUUGUAGUGUCUUUAUAAGAGGGUGAGAAGCUGGGUAUUGGUGAGGGGCACAAACCUGGGAGCAUAUAUUUACUUAGCCAUGUUCUGAUACUGCCCCUCGCCUGCCAGGGCUCCCCCUCCAUCUGACUGGGCAUCUUAGCCUCACCUGGCACCUUUCCUGAAAGCAGCAAGCUAAUCCUGUAAAAGCUGCCUGGUUGGCCGCCUCAGCAGACCCACACGACCGCACUGCCCGUCCUCCCCUGCCAGGGGCUUAGAGGACUGUCCUUUUGAGUCAGAAGGAGAUCUAGCCGCUGCCCUGAGCGGCCCCUUUAAAUCCUCGGUGGCUUCCCGAGAUCAUGAUGUCUCUAGGGGGAUUUGCUUUCCCUGAUUGGUUUGGCCUCCUUUGGUCCACUGUCAUAAUUUUAGGUAGACACUUUACAUUCUGACCCUCUACCAUCUCUUAGAUUUGGUGCUGUCCACUCUGAGGGCCCAGGCCUCAGGCCCCUUCUCCUCUCUCCUUGCCUUCACAUUUCAGCAUCUGCUUCAGCCAGGGCAGCCCUGCGUCUGUUCUCUGGAUGAGAAGAAAGAAUCUUGCUGCUUAAAACCAGGAACAAACCACUACUGUAGAAGAGAGUGCCCUUCUGGGAUCAUCCACUGCCUGUUUCUCUCAAUUCAUUCCUUUUCAGCCUGUGCUUCCUUUGGCCAGGGGCCCACACCCCAUCGUUACCCCAUACCCUCAUUUCCAUGGGAAGUCCCUCCCCUGGACUAACCAUCAGCCUACCCGCUGCAAUGGCACGUGGCCCAGACCCAGCACUGUGGCAUUAUGCUCACCCCAACGGCUCUCAAGCUGACCCGCCCCCAAGGCCCCAGCUGCCACUUUCACUUCUGUCUCCUGAGACCCCAGAGGGAAGUUGGGUGGGGAGGUGGAAGGUGACAUACCAACCGUCCCAACCGCCCCACCUCUCCUCAGCAGAGGCUUCUGAUGGCCAAGGGCCCCUGUCCACCACUCUCAUGUAGAUGACUGAAACAGGCUUAGGUUGCAGUAGAAGGGUGGGCUACAGUGGGAGGGAUGGUGGUUAGAUAGCAGGAAGGACUUCCCAGGAUAGGAGACCACUGCUGGGCUUCACUGUCUCAGAGGGUAUGUCUGGAAAUGUAGAUACUAGGACUGGACAAAUGGAGGUCAGACUUCAAGGGAGGCAGGGGACUGGUUAUCUGCCAGCUCCCAUUGGUUGGAGUGUAAUGCCAGAGCCAUGCCCCCCCGCCCCAAAUGUCACCAGUUGCCCAUGCUUUGUUAGGUGCCUUCUGACAGAGCGAGUUUAAGCCCCAGAGACUACUCUGAGUCCAGGGACUCAGCCCUGGGAAGUCCUUUCUGUAGUCUUCACCUGUCUUGCCUGCUGUACUAGGCCAUUUCCCCUCAUUCUGCAUUUUUGAGGGUGGGUUUUGGAAGUGGGAAUAGAGGCAGAAGUAAAGGACAGCCCACCCCCAUUCUCCUGCUGCUCCAACCUUGGCACUCAGGUGGAGAAUGGAACUCUUCUCCUGCGGAGCCCCCAGACAGUAAGAUGGCCACAAUUGUCCACCUGCCUCCAGCAUUCCUGCCCCUUGGGAACUUGUUCAAGAGUAGAGGACCCUGUCAGAUUGAGCACUGUAUACAGUACCUCUGGGCGUGUUUAUUAAUUCAAGAAGGUUUUCUGGAGAAGGGUGGGCUGGGUGCUAAGAACCCCACUUGGGGUCCCUAAGUACCCAGGGAUGCUGGGUGGGGGAGGCAUAGUCCUGGAAUGGGAAGUUGAGCCUGAAGGAAUAAGGUCAGAGACACUAUGCAAAUCCCCAUGCAAAUGAGUGGCAAUGAGUCAUUGCUGCUCAGCCUAUUGGGGUGGAGUGUGAAGUGAGGCUCAGGCGUGGGUUCCAGAACUGACCCUGCCAAGGAACAUGAUGGUGACCUUGGGCCAGUCACUGCCUAGUUACCAGGAGAAGAUGGCCCCAAGCCCUGGGUCUGAUAGGCAUUUCACGUGUGCAAGGGGUUUGGGGUGGCUGAACCCUUGCCCUGAGGACCUCCUGUGCCCCACCUGGCACCUGCCCUGGCUGACUGUGAAAGCACUCCCUCUCCCCACUCCUGCUCUCUCCUUGCCUCCACAUUGCCCCUUUCCCCCAGCUGGAGGCAGAUGGGCCCAAUGAGACCAACUCUUCUGUAACCUCUCUGUGGAAUCUUGGGCCUUUCCAAAGAGCACAGGAAUAGAGUAUCUGGGCUGGAAGGGCAUUUGGGUGCUUAGUCUACUCAUUUUCUCGACCUCUCCCUGCCCGCCCCCCCCCGCCCCGCCCAUUUUAAAGGCCAUGGAAUGAAGCCUGGAGGAGGCAGUGACUUGUUCAGGGUCACUCACAUAGUGAGUUAGAUAGAGCCAGAGCAGGGACUAGAACCCAGGCAUCCAGAAUCCCAGCCUAAAACAAAAAAAAAGUUGCUAUCGAGUUGAUUCCGAUUUUUAGCAGCCCCAUAAGACAGGGUAGAACUGCCCCAUAGAGUUUCCGAGGAGCACUUUGGUGGAUUCAAACUGCCGACAUUUUAGUUAGCAGACGCAGCUCUUAACCACUGUGCCACAAGGGUUUCUAGAGCCCCUGUAUUUCCCUGGGCUGUUCAUUGCCCUGCCUCAUCUGCCCUUUUCUUACUAGGAUUCAAUCUCAUUGCCCCCAAAUACUUCCUAAAAACAGGCUGGGUGGCUCCAGGAACAUGAGGGGAGUGCCUAGGAGCCAGCCCACAAGCUGUCAGGGGAGGGCCAGAGCUUGGGUAGGAGCUGCUGGGACCUGGGGAGGAGGUCUGCGGGCUCCAUAGGGAGCCAUACAGCCCAUAGCUGCUACAGGAAGGAUGAGCGCUAGACUACAGGAAGGACAAGCUAGGGUGGGGAAGCAGUAGAGGAGGCUCAGGAGACAGCCCCCCACCCUCAAGGCAUCUCCUGGGUAGAGAACAGGAUGAUUCCAUCCCAGGAGGUUUGCCAGGGAAGAGAGGGUGGGAAGCCUAGGGUGGGGCACAGGAGAGUUGUCCAGCGGAAGCUGUGGGGAGGGCUCCCAGCCCUGCCUCCCAUACCGGCUUCUCCCCUUGGCAAGUUGGUUCCUGUCCCUUAAGCUGUGUCCGCUGUGUCCACCCCCCACUUGCAGUUCCUAGGGCCCCUGGGACCUGAGACCACCCCCGCCCCAGCCCCAGCCUUCCUGAACUGGCCCUCCCCUCCCCCGCAGGCUGGCCAGCCCGCCCCCAGGUCCCCUGUCGGUGAGUUAAAAUUAGCUCAGUGCCCAGGCUAAAAAUAGCCCCUGCCCAGCCCUGAGGCUGCUGGGGCUGGGGGAGGGGAGUCCCUGAGGAAGGGGGAGAUGGUGGGAACCAGGGGUUUGAGUAGUAAGCCUGCUAGAUACAGCCUUGAAGGGAGGAGGCUUAGGGCUGGGGACCCUAGAGGAACCCUGGGGUGAAAGGAGAGAGGCUGCCAUGUGGGAAGAGGGCAGGAGGAGCCGAGGGACGGGAGGGAAUGGAGGGUAAGCGGGAGGCCAGAGAGAGGCCAAGGGGCGCUGGGAGGCAGAGACAAUGUGAGCCCCAGGCACUGCCUUUGUUUAUUAGACUUUGGAGGAGAAAUGCCCACUUUGGGGCUAGUGCAGUGUUGGGGAGAAAAGGCUCCACGUGUGUGCUCCAGGGGCUGUGAACCAUUGAAACAUGCCCCCAGUCCGCCUUGCCUGGGCCCCAUCUCUUUGUGUUUGUGGGAAGUCGUUGGUUCGUCUUUCCACUCCAUCCUCCAGAGCUCCUCUGCAGUGUCUCUGCUUUAGAGGGAAGAGGUUCCAGGGCUGAGGUUCAGAGAAUGACUAGGAAGUCUGGAAGCCCUUGGCAGGGGCGGGAGCUGGGAAGGGAGGCAGUGCCCAGGAGCUUGAGAGGGCCCCUGGCUGAGAACCUGGACCUCAGCAGAGUUGGGCAGCCCUGGUCCUAGGCCCUCAUCUCUGCCCACUCUGAACAGAGCCUCAAGAGCCUGGAUGGUCCUUUCUGGGCCCUGUCUGGCCCUGCUCCAGGUCCCAGAGAGCCCCUGUGACACUCCCUGCCCUGGGUGGGACCUGCCCCUCCCUUGUCUGUCACUUGGCUGCACUGCAAGUUCUGAGACGGCAGGGAUGGUAUCCUUUCAAGUUAUGCCCCCAGCGCCCAGCCCUCCAGUCAGAAUUCUGCAAGCAGUUGUUGAACCUGCCCCUUGUUCUUCCCCUGCUUCUCUGAGUCUUUGUCUGGUCUCCUGCCUCUCUCCUCUGGCCACCUCCUGGUCUGUCUCCAUCACUGUCUCUGUCCCACACACUGCUCUCCUCUUGGACUCGGUCUCCUUUCCUGCGUUUGUAUGUCUGUCCCCCUCUGCCAUCCCCCUCUGUGUGUCUGCCUCACCCACGCCUCCUCAUUCGUUAGUGAGCAGGCUGCUUGAGGCCGCCUGACUGUGGGGGUGACAGGUGGAUUGGAUUGUCACCCCCCUCCCCCAGCGCCUGCUGCUUAUUUCAUGCCCUGCAGCCCAGCCACGGGGAAGGGGCGGGAGGAGGGAUGACAGCUGUCUCCAGCGCCUCCUGCCUUCCCCUUCAGUCCACAGCCUGCAGCCCUGAGCAGCCUGGGAGGAAGGGAUGAAGGCCCCGCUUAAUGAGAACACCCUCUCUUCACUGUGUGGAAGAGCAGGAUUGAGGCCCAUUGCUCUGUGACAGAGGAGUCCUGGUGGUGCAGUGGUUAAGUGCUCAGUCAGUGGUUCGAACCCAUCAGCCCCUCUGUGGGAGAAAGAUGUGGCAGUCUGCUUCCAUAAAGAUUACAGCCUUGGAAACUCUAUGGGGCAGUUCUGCUCUGUCCUGUAGGGUCGCUAUGAGUUGGCAUCGACUGGACAGUGACAGGUUUGGUUUUGGGGUUUGCUCUGUGACAUGGGGCCACACACUCAGUGUCUGGGCAUCUGCUCUGUUUUGACCUGCGCUGAUGUGGGAGUUCGGGAAAUAGAUGCCCUGUGGUUCCUCUGAGCCUCUGGGCCACACGGACAGAGAGCAUAUGUGGGUGUAAGGGUGUAGGGGAGAAGGAGAGGCAGGUACUCCCCUGAUAACAGGGGGAGAGAAAGGGGUGGAGGCCAGCCACUGGAAAGAACUUCUGCAGCUCCCCAGGAAGGGCAGACCUGCUCAGCCCUGUUGCAACUGCCGCUCCAGGGAGGCUGCCCCUACCGACCCCCUUGCCCCCCCAGCUGGCCCCAGGACACCCUCACACAGGAACUGAGAUAGCAUCAUUCUGAAACCCGAGAAUGGUUUGAAUAUUGCUCAGGUACCAAGAGGUGUUACUUUGGGGGGAGGCCAGGGCCUGUUUCUUCCUCCAUACCACCUCCAAACCAAGACCCCCUUUAGGAUACAUUUGGAUGUUAUCUGCUUCUAAUUUGCAUGUAAAUACAACUCUAAGGUUCCUACUGAGUUAGUAGCUGAGCUUGGAAAAAUGUGUGUCUUAGAGUCCUUUUGGAGUCCCUGGGUCGUGCAAAUGGUUAAACCACUUAGCUGCUGACCAAAAAGGCGGAGGUUCAAGGACACCCAGAAGGGCCUUGGGAGAAAGUCUUGGUGAUCUACUGCCCCAAAAUCAGCCAUUGGAAAACCCUGUGGAGCACAGUUCUACUUUGACACGUAUAGUGUUGCCUUGAAUCGGAGUUGACUUGAUGACAACUUUUUUUUUUUUUUUAACUGAUUUAGUGUUCCUUCGGGACCUCCCAGUCUCUGGUCCCCUCAGCCCCUCCUCCUGCCCUAUAUCCUCCCUAUUUUCCAUUUUUGGAGGCUUUUCUGCAGCCACCCAUCUCCACAGAGGAUGGGUCUAUGCCCGCCUUCCUGGGGUCUGGCCCAGCUGCCUGCCUUCCCUCCUUGCUCCUUUCUCUAUCAGAGAAAGCCCUACCUUUGCCCCCUCCACAGCCUGCAGGAAGUCCACCCUGCCCAGCCCUGCCCUGCCAGCCUUGCCCAGGAGUGAGUGAGUCAGGAACAGCCGUAGCCUUUGAGGGAAGGCCAUCCUGGUGGACUCCCUGUCUCCAUGGCAGUCUGAUGCCCUCCUAAACCCUGGUUCCAGAUAGCAGGCAUAGUGCAGAAGAGAGAGCUAGAAGAGGAGUAACCAAGGGCCAGGUCAUCUGGGAAGGCAUCCUAGAGAAGAAGCAGACUGGGAAGGAAAAGAAGAAUGGGCCAGGCCAGGCAGGAGAGGGGAGGCUCACAUCUGGAGAACAGAUGCCCAGGCCUCUGGUUCCUGGCAGUUGGUGGGGUAAUUAGGGAGAGGGCUUAUUAAGGAGGUCCAGGUGUUCAUUAAAGUCUCCCUAAUUGGAUAGGAGGAAAGCUUGGGCAGGCAGGCCUCCACAGCUCGGAAGGGGUCAGUUUGGGGUCCUUGGUGCCGACCCAGGCCCCAGCCACCCUUUCCUUCAGAGACAAGGUUGAGUUCAUGUUCCUGCACCAGAGCUUGCAACAAUGUGCAAUGGAGAGCAGAGGGGGAAAGGCGUUACUUACAGACUGAGCCUGCUUUGCCGGAGGGCUUGUGGUUAGAUAAGAGGAAGGACUGCCCAGGGCAGGGGCAUCUCCUUCUCUGGCAGUCUUGGCACAGGGGUGGGAGCAGCAGUGGGGAAGGGGCCCUGGGAAGUGUGGGAUUAUAAAAAGUGCUUUGGGCUACCUUGACAGGGAGUGGAGAUAGAUGGGGCCUGGUCUCUUUAACCCUGACUUUGUUCUUUAAGAGGAUGCUUAGUGGGCCUCUGUGGCUUCCCUGCCUUCUCAUCCCUGAUCCCUCUCGCUUCCUAGCUCCCCCAGCAUGAGGCGGGGGUGGGGGGGGGCGGUGUAGGAGAUCAGCUAGGGAGCUUGUUGCCAGGAGACAGUUGCCUGAGCAACCCCAUCCUCUCUAUCUCCAUGUGCUCAGGGCUGCUCCUUAGAAGACUUUAGAGUCUCACCCUCUGCACCAGCCAACCUGAGAGGGGGGAGGGUUGAAGACUGGGGUGGCAGAGGUGGUUGGAGGGUGUCCAGACAGACAAACUUCAGGGGCAGCUGGGAGAGGAAGGGUUCUACCUCCACAGGGGAUAGAGUGAGAGCAGCUGGUACUGCAGCAGGACUGAUGAAGGGUAGACUGUAAGAGGGACUUCCCACAGGGUCACAACACUAAAACAGAUGUUUCCUGAGCUCUUUCUUGCAGACGAUAGAGUGGUGAAAAAGACAGAUGUGGUUCCUGCCCUCAUGAAACUUCAGCCUCCUAGGGGGAGUCCGGCAUUAAACAGAAGCACAGAAUUGUAAUUAUUCGCAGUUGUAGGAAGUGCCAGAAAGAAAAGAACAGGGUACUCUGAGAGUAAAUAAUUGGGGGAACCAAAGACAGGAGGUUAGACUGCAGGAGUAACUUUUCUGAGGGUCAUGAGAGCAAAGAGAGGGCACUCCCCCAACUUGGAGAAAGAGACAUUGUUGGCCAUAAGCUGAUAGAGGUUAGAUCUCAGCAAGAGUUUGCUUAUGAACAAAGGGCUGCAAGAGACAGAUAGUAAAAUUGGAGAGGAAGGGAAGGUAGGUGCUGUAAGCCAAGAGGAGCGCAGUAGAUACUGCAUUCAUCAGUCUAGAUUGGGGUUUCAAGGCCAGGCCAGAGAAUCCCAUUUAAAAAGCCAACUCAGCCACCCCGCUUGUCCCCCAUGUGCCACCCUUUCCUACCAGGCCCACAACAUUGUAGCUCUAGAAAAUACUGCCUUUGAAUUACACUGGAAGCAGGAGAGCAGAAAUCCACAGACCCCUUUGCAGUUGGGGUUUAGCAGAGAUUGGAGUCGCAGGCAAGACAUGGUGUGGCUGGAGCUGGUCUGGGCCCAGAUGCCUGGUGGGCAACCCAGGACUGGCUGAACUGGUAUUGGUGUCUUCCCAGGGUGUGCGUGAGGCAGACUGUAGGAGGCCCAGGGCCCAUAGAGCACCUUGGGAACAAGGAAAACAGGAAAAGGGUGCUUGGAUGCCUCUCUGGGGAGAAAAUUGAGAGGGGCGCAGGUUAGAAUGUGAAAAAGAAGGCUCUUUCUAGGAGUAGGGGUGGGCAGCAAUGUUUCCUGUGGACAUCUGCACGGAGCAGAAGCUUUCUUUCCAACUGGACUGGGGAAAGCCUGAGGGAUGGUCUUGGUAAAGGGAAAGGGUGUGUAUGUGAGGGGAUGUUCCUGGCUCUCCCGAGCCCACGGAUUCCCUGCCUCUCCCUCCCCUACCCCCAUGGCCCAGACACCAAGGCUGAAUUUUUGCAUCCACUGUGGUACCUUGGGGGACGCAUUGAGUGGGGCUGGAAAGGCUCCAGGGAAACUGAGCAGCCCUUGCGAAUGGGAACUGGGGGCAGGUUCCUACUUAGAGGUGGCUCUCUUGUCUGUCAUCAAAUAUUCCAAUGACGUCGCUGUCCAUGUUGGUAGGGGGGUUUCAGACAGAGGCUGGGGUCCUACUUCCUGGACUCUGUAGCAGAAUCUGAAUGGGGGCAGGGGCUCUGUGGAGGGGGAGCUCCAGAGAGGAGGGCUGGACUUCUGUGGCCUAGGCUCGUCCCAGGACCCAACCAAAGAGGCUUUAGAAGGCAUGGGCCCCAUGUUCACUGCCCUCCUCCAGCAUCUCCCGGAAAGCUUCAUCUCUGAUGCAAGGACUUCUGAAAUCUCAGGGCUGCAGGGGCCCUGCGGUCAUCUGGUGCCUCCAUCCUGCCCUGGGCCUCUCCAGCCCCGAGUACUCACCCAGUCUGUGUGGGCACUGCCCACACCUGGGAUCAUGCAACCUUUUCUGGCCCAGGCUGGGCUGCCAUCUUCAUGCCCCCUCCCAUCUGUGGUACCUCCUGGAGUGGUGCGUGCGGGGGCCCUCUUCCCAUCCUGGCUCUGGAAUCUGAGCCGUUCACCCAGUGGCCAUGAGUGGGUUACAGGUGUGCUAACAUGGGUUCCCUCCUGGUGUCUGCACCCUCCUGGCUGCCAACAGCCUCCUCAGUGUAUAUCAGCCGGCCCUAAACAUUUCUCUGUGCUUCAGGGUGAACAAGGCUGGGAAACACUACCAUUAGACUGAGCUUAACGUUCUAGACUUGGAGCCCAUUUCUCUAGAGCAGGAGUCGGCAAACUAUGGCCCCAGAGCCAAAGCUGGCUCUUGCCCCUUUUUGUAAAUAUAGUUUUGUUGGAACGCAGACUCAUAUACUUACAUAUUAUCUAUAGCUGCUUUCACGUUUACAGCGGCAGAUUUAACUAAUUACCGCAGAGGCUAUAUGGCCUGCAAAGCCUGAAAUGUUUAUUAUAUAACCCUUUGUAGAAAAAAAAUAGGCCUGCCACUGAUCUAAAGGGGUGGGUUGGCUGGUUAUUUGUUUAUUUAUUUAAAGCGGUAGAACUCAUCUUUCAGACAGAAAGUUUAGGCGGAGGGACACUGAAUUCAGCAGACUGGCAUAGAGUUCUGGCCGAAGUAGGGUAGGAGCUCCCCAGGCCUGGGUCCCACUGUGGAACCUCAGGCCCCAGGGUUUCAUGAGUGAGACCUGAAGACCAUUGCUCAACCUGCUCUGAUAUGUUCUUGAACCAGAGGUGCCAGAGACACUCACAUCCUGGCAGCAGGCUCUAGAAUGGGAACCACCGUUCUAUGCCGGAGGGGCAGCUGGGCAACCCAGGUGUCUCCACACCAGUCUGGAUCUGGGGAGAAGAUGAGGGGGUUCUCUAAGACCCAGACCCUUAGGGAGCUCCACGCACUCUGGCCUGGAACCUGAGAGGCAGAAGUGACAGUGGAAAGAGCCUGGCCCAGUCCUAAGCCCAGAGUGAGAAUGUUAGCCUGUGCUUGGCUGUGGCAGGCCAUCACCUCAGAUAGCUGCCGUUUCCUCAUUUUGGGAAUGGGGUUCAGACACUGCCAGCCCUUCACAGGGGUACUGUGAGGCUGGCCUGGGUGCACAGGGAACAGGGCUGGGGGUUGUGGGAGCUGAUAGUCCUCUCGUGACCCUCCCCUCCCAGGAGGCUGUCCAGAAGGUGUGCUGCAGACCAUGAACUGAGCACUGGUCCCAGACCUUUCAUGAUCACAGUGUAAGGUGUGCCGAGAUCCACUACCCUCAAGCCCCUCCCCUCCCUAGCACUGAAGACCCUCAGAGAAGAUGGGGAGGAAAAAGAUUCAGAUCCAGCGAAUCACCGAUGAGCGGAACCGACAGGUGACAUUCACCAAACGGAAGUUCGGGCUGAUGAAGAAGGCGUACGAGCUGAGCGUUCUGUGUGACUGUGAGAUCGCACUCAUCAUCUUCAACCACUCCAACAAGCUGUUCCAGUAUGCCAGCACCGACAUGGACAAGGUGCUGCUCAAGUACACGGAGUACAAUGAGCCUCACGAGAGCCGCACCAACGCUGACAUCAUCGAGACCCUGAGGAAGAAGGGCUUCAACGGCUGCGACAGCCCGGAGCCCGACGGGGAGGACUCGCUGGAGCAGAGCCCCCUGCUGGAGGACAAGUACCGGCGCGCCAGCGAGGAGCUCGACGGGCUCUUCCGGCGCUAUGGGUCAGCUGUUCCAGCCCCAAACUUUGCCAUGCCUGUUACGGUGCCCGUGUCCAAUCAGAGCUCACUUCAGUUCAGCAAUCCCAGCAGCUCCCUGGUCACCCCUUCCCUGGUGACGUCAUCCCUCACGGACCCUCGGCUCCUAUCCCCCCAGCAGCCAGCACUGCAGAGGAACAGUGUGUCUCCCGGCCUGCCCCAGCGGCCAGCCAGUGCAGGGGCCAUGCUGGGGGGAGACCUCAGCAGUGCUAAUGGAGCCUGUCCCAGCCCUGUUGGAAAUGGCUAUGUGAGUGCACGGGCUUCCCCUGGCCUCCUUCCGGUGGCCAAUGGCAACAGCCUCAACAAAGUCAUCCCUGCCAAGUCUCCGCCCCCACCCACCCACAGCGCCCAGCUCGGAGCCCCCAGCCGCAAGCCCGACCUUCGGGUCAUCACUUCCCAGGGAGGAAAGGGGUUAAUGCAUCACUUGAACAAUGCCCAGCGCCUUGGGGUCUCCCAGUCUACCCACUCACUCACCACCCCAGUGGUUUCCGUGGCAACACCAAGUUUACUCAGCCAGGGCCUCCCCUUCUCUUCCAUGCCCACUGCCUACAACACAGACUACCAGUUGACCAGUGCAGAGCUGUCCUCCUUACCAGCCUUCAGUUCACCUGGGGGGCUGUCGCUAGGCAACGUCACUGCCUGGCAACAGCCACAACAGCCCCAGCAGCCUCCACAGCCACAGCCUCCACAGCCACAGCCACAGCCUCAGCAGCCGCAGCAGCCGCAGCCACCGCAGCAGCCGCCUCAGCAACAGCCCCACCUCGUCCCCGUGUCUCUCGGCAACCUGAUCCCGGGCAGCCCACUGCCCCACGUGGGUGCUGCCCUCACAGUCACCACCCACCCCCACAUCAGCAUCAAGUCAGAACCCGUGUCGCCAAGCCGCGAGCGCAGCCCUGCGCCUCCCCCUCCAGCUGUGUUCCCGGCUGCCCGCGCUGAGCCUGGUGAUGGUCUCAGCAGCCCGGCCGGGGGCUCCUAUGAGACGGGAGACCGGGAUGACGGACGGGGAGACUUCGGGCCCACACUGGGCCUGCUGCGCCCGGCCCCAGAGCAGGAGGCUGAGGGCUCAGCUGUGAAGAGGAUGCGGCUCGAUACCUGGACAUUAAAGUGACGAUUCCCACUCCCCUCCUCUCAGCCUCCCUGAUGAAGAGUUGACAAUCUCACCGCCCACCCCUCCCUGUCCUGGGCUCCUCCCGCUCGACCCCACUUCCUUUCUUGUGCUCCGUGUCCUGUUGAUGGUUACAUUUGUGUAUAAUUAUUAUUAUAUUAUUAUUAUUAUUAUUAUAUUUUUUUUUCAAUUUGGACUCUCGCUUUGGAGAGGGGGAUGCUUCCAUCCCCUCUUUCUACACCCCCCACCAUUUUCACUGGCUGGGGGGGGGUCUCUUUUUUGCAGGAAGGGGGGGACACUUUGCACGUUGUACACAUAUGCUGCAGGAAGGGGUGGGGACCCUGACAGGCCUUGGGAAAGGACAGGUGCCGAGCCCCGCAAGCGGAGCCCUCCCACCCCCUCCCCCAGAGAGAGGGAAAUAACCAAAAAAACUACCAAACAACAACAAAAAACCCAUACAAUAGACUGAAACCCCAAAGUUAACUCGAUGGGUGGGUUUGUGUUUCAGGGGGAAAGGGAGGCAGAGGUUCUGAAAUCAGAGGCUCUGCUUCUGGGCUGUUCGCAUGGCCACUGGCACAUGGGGCAGAAUGCCCCAGCCUGGCCCCCGAAGUGCCCCUGCACACCCACAGGACACUCACUGAUUCUCCUGUCAGCUGUACCCCCUAGGUGUGCGGGUGCUGGCUGAGAGGACUGCCAGGGAAUCAGAGGCUGGAGGGAGGGGCCUGGGGUGGGGACCCCUCUCGAAGCACAUUUGGAGAGAAAGACAAAGAGAGCCAUGAGGAGAGGGCUGAGGAGGGGCAGAAGGGCUGGGGCAAGGGGUGAACCGGGCCCCUGCCCUUCCCCGGCCUUUUCUCUAAAUAUACAGUGCAAUAGCUCCCCAUCCCUCAGUUGACACCAGCUCUGUAAGCUGGCCACAACCAGCAGGGAGACUGGGAGAGGAACUCCAGUGAGGUGGCUCAGCGAGAGUCAGCCUUGGGCUUCCCUGGGGGCCUGAGGACCAGAAGGGAGGUAGGCGCACCCCUAGAGCCCUUUCAUUCAGGGGCAGGUGUCAGUGAGGGGACUCCUUGCACGCACACAUACCCAGAGGAGUGGACACUGGGAUGGUCUGUGGGGGUGGGAGGGAGGGGCAGAUGAGCCUCCCUGACGCUCCUUGGUCCCUCUCCCUGGUCCCUCUCCCCAGCCCGUCCUCUCAGCUCCUCCACUCCUGACCCCACCUCCCUGCUCUUGGCGCCCUCAUUGUCUCGCUACCUCCUGUCCCACCACCCCCAGGCCGCAUCCCACCUUCCCUCUUGGCUACUGUAAUUGUAAAUAGCAACCUUUGGAAAAAAACGUUAGCAGUGUAACAGUCCAGGAAACUGUUUUUUUUUUUGUUGUUGUUGUAUUGAUAUGAAAUGAGAUUCUAUUUUUGUCAAAGUAUAUUGUAAUAAUAAUGACUCAAAUGGCCCGUACUGUACAGA
This is a messenger RNA of Loxodonta africana (African savanna elephant), 19231 nucleotides long. RefSeq names its product myocyte enhancer factor 2D (gene MEF2D). The transcript is spliced from 10 exons. Bases 16242 to 17777 code for a protein of 511 amino acids. Gene Ontology annotation, biological process: positive regulation of transcription by RNA polymerase II. Gene Ontology annotation, molecular function: protein dimerization activity; RNA polymerase II cis-regulatory region sequence-specific DNA binding; DNA-binding transcription factor activity, RNA polymerase II-specific. The record is from RefSeq and is a predicted model, not a curated record. Lineage: Eukaryota; Metazoa; Chordata; Mammalia; Proboscidea; Elephantidae.